UGUCAAUCUCCCUGGGAUCAGUUCCCUCAGCCAGGGGGGAUCACUGCUGGUGUGGUCAGCUGUAUUUUUCUACUUUGUUUCUUUUUCUAGCUGCCUUUUGUUAAUCACCCUGCUCAACAGUGAUCCCAAAGGAGAGCCGAGAGGGUAAAGUUAUACGAAACUGCCCCGUAACUCCUGCGCACACACCCCAGGUCAAUAAAACUUAAGCAGAAUGACAGUGACAGCUGCCGUGUGGCACACAGAGGGAAUCGGGCAGUUCUGUUUGGAAACCUCAGAGACAAGUGUAUCAUUACAGCCUGUCCACUCAGAGAGAAACCUCCUCAACACACCCCCCAGGAUCAGGCACAGCUUGCCCACAGCCAGCACGAUUCCAUCUUGGUCAUCUGCAAGGCCCGGCAAGACAAGCUUUCUCCAUGCUAGGAGCCCCUGGCUAUUUUCUGUGUUCACCUCCACCCUGUCCCUGCCCACCACAGUCUGAGGUUUGGGAGCCCAGGCAGAGCAAACUUCUAACCUUGAAGGAGGAAAGGAAGACCCGAUGGGAGGCAAACAGUCAAGGGCUGGCUCCAACGAGAAGGACCCCAAGAGGCUGCUGCCAGGGAAGAGACAGAAGUUCUCUUCGUGGGAUGACACCCUGCUCUUGGGGAAGGACCCACGGUCCCUGCUGAAGCGCGGCAUGAGGCACGUUAGCUUCAGCUUAGUCACCAAAGGAAUGACAGACGUCCCAGACUUUCUGUGGGGCUUGUUGGAAGUCCAGAAACUCAAUCUGUCCCACAACCAGCUCCAGGUUCUCCCCCCUGAGGUGGGCAGGCUGACCCGGAUUGUGGUCCUGAACUUGUGUGGCAAUCGCCUCAAGAGUCUCCCCAGAGAAGUCAGCCUCCUGCAGAGCCUCAAGGUCUUGUUCCUCAACAUGAACUGCCUGGCGGAGGUGCCCGCCGAGCUCAGCCUGUGCAGGAACCUGGAAGUGCUGAGUAUGUCGCACAACUGUCUGUCCCCUCCGGCCAGCUUUGCAGACCUCUCCAGACUUCGGAAGCUGAACCUCAGCAACAACUAUUUUGCUCACAUCCCCAUCUGUGUCUUCUCUUUGAAGGAGUUGGAUUUCUUGCAUGUGGGUUCCAAUCGCCUGGAAAACAUUGCAGAGAGCAUCCAGUGCCUGGCUAGCUUGCAGAUCUUCAUUGCAGAGAGCAACAACAUUCACUCCUUCCCCAGGUCACUCUGCCUGGUCACCAGCCUAGAGCUGCUGAACCUGAACAACAACGACAUCCAGACCCUUCCGGAUGAACUCUACCUGCUCUGUAGACUGGGGAGGAUUGCCUGGAACCCCAUGGACAAGGGGUUGCACAUUUCCCAUAAUCCUUUAUCCAAGCCCCUGCCGGAGCUGGUGGAGGGAGGAUUGGAGAUGCUCUACAGCUACUUGAAGGACAAAAAGCACCAUUGAUGUGGGCAGCAGACACAUGGACAUCAGACACACGGACACUAGUCAGCUCACAUGGACUCUGUCAGCUGGGGUACUUCUCUUGUCUAAGCGUUUUAAUGUUAGUAUUUGUCAGUGCGGGGCUCCUAGUUGCUAAGUUUCUGUGGAGCAUCUGAUCAGGUGAGAUACUUGCUUUUUAACUUUGUCUGUCCUUCGUGUUGAAUAGGCUCAUCACACUCAAAAGCAUGAUUGGGAGUAGGCUUUUGGGUAUUACCAAAAGGAACAAAUUACUCUAGCCGUGAGAUUUAACUCCCGGUGAAGUGAAUAAGUUUAAACUCAACAUAAUUCCAAGAUCAAAUAUAUGCUACUGUGUACUGUGUGCCAAAUAUCGUGUGAAGGAUGGAAAUCAUCUAGUUUGGGGUGGUUUCCAACUCCAACCAGUAACCUGCAGCAACCUGGCAACAGCAAGACAAGUUCGUAAGCCAGCCUCAAGCAAGCGUCCCUCAAGACGAUGAAAGGGCACAUGGAGCUGGCUCUGUGCCGUCUGGGACCAAAACAGGCAAAGCUGUCCCUUUGGGUUUGGGAGAAAUCACCAUAGGAACUUUUCCUUUAAGACGCUCUCGGGCUAUUCAUGGUUGUGUGUGCUGGCCCGAUAGCUCUCAGAUAAUAAACACAGAUGGUUUC
Molecule: messenger RNA, 2095 nt
Organism: Peromyscus leucopus (white-footed mouse)
Lineage: Eukaryota; Metazoa; Chordata; Mammalia; Rodentia; Cricetidae
Gene: Lrrc30
Product: leucine rich repeat containing 30
Molecular function (GO): protein binding
Source: RefSeq, a predicted model, not a curated record